Messenger RNA from Eriocheir sinensis (Chinese mitten crab), 1336 nucleotides. RefSeq lists its product as uncharacterized. The coding region runs from base 11 to 1090 and encodes 359 amino acids. Gene Ontology annotation, cellular component: neuron projection membrane. The transcript is spliced from 7 exons. Gene Ontology annotation, biological process: synapse organization. The record is from RefSeq and is a predicted model, not a curated record. NCBI's taxonomy places the organism in Eukaryota, Metazoa, Arthropoda, Malacostraca, Decapoda, Varunidae.
GGUCUUCAGAAUGAGGACGAGGGUGUCUCAGCUCCUCCGCCUCCUCCUCCUCCUUCUCCACCAGCGGGUCUUCCUCCUCCUCGUACUCCUCCUCCUCCUCCUCCACGCUCAGCAAGGAAGAGGAGACAUGCCCGGCUCGAAGCGGGAGUUGCCAGCACACAAGCGACAGUCGGUGCAAUACUCUACGCUCGUCGGCCCGUCCUUCCUCAACGCCUCCGCCAAUGCUCACACCCACGCUCGUCUCGGCCACACAGCUUACCUAACAUGCAUCGUCAGAAACCUCCACAACUACACGGUGUCGUGGGUGAGAGCGAAAGACAUUCACCUACUGACGGCGGGAGAGACAACCUACACCUCGGACCACAGGUUCGUGGCGGUCAAUCCCGGGGGCGGCGCGCAGUGGGUCCUGAGACUGCACCACGCACAGCCCAAGGACGCCGGCACGUACCUCUGCCAGGUGUCCGUGACCCCGCCAAUCAGCACGGCCGUCAAGCUGCUGGUUACAGAGGCCACCGCGCGCGUGUUCCCCGGGCGUGAGGUGUUUCUGAAGGCCAGCAGCCGCCUCGUGUUGGUCUGUGAGGUACGCGGCUGCCCCUUCCCUGCCAACCCCAGCUGGAUGAGAGGCAACAAGGUGGAGAAAGGAACACAGGUGGAAGAAUUCUACGUGACCACCUCCACCACCUCCACACCGAUCUACGAAGAGACCACCACCACCACUACCACCACCGCCACCACCUCCACCGCCUCCGCCACCAACACCACCACCACCAUAACCCUCACCACCACCACCCCCACCAGCCCGCCCACCACCACCACCUCCACCACCACCACCACCACGCCCACGCCCAUCGGCCUGCCCAUAGCGCGGGUCACCCUCACGCACCCCAAGGCCAAGGCAGCCCAUUCCGGUGUGUACGUGUGUAAGAAUUCGUGUACACCUCCAGUCAACCUCACCUUACACGUCCUAAUAGGUGACGAGGAAACAGCCGCGAUGCAACACCUGAGCGGCUCGCAGCAUCCCGCCCCCCUCACCUGCCUCCCCGCCCUCCUAGCAUCCGUGGCGUCGCUGCUCUGGCUGAUGACUUCAUGAAGGGCGAUGACGCAACACCCCCACAAGAAGGAACACUGACGUACCUGGGGGAAAAAGAAAUAAUAAUAAUAAUGAUAUAGUGUUAAGCGCCAAGGUGUAUUGAAAUAAUGAUAAAUAAUAGUUUGUAAGAAGUUUUAUGUACGUACGGUUUUCAGCCCCACUUUUAGCCGCACGCAUGUAUGUAUGUAUGUAUGUAUGUAUGAAUGAAUGUCUGUAUGUAUGGAUAAAUGUAUGGAGGGGGAGAGA